Molecule: messenger RNA, 1381 nt
Organism: Hippocampus zosterae (dwarf seahorse)
Lineage: Eukaryota; Metazoa; Chordata; Actinopteri; Syngnathiformes; Syngnathidae
Product: astrocytic phosphoprotein PEA-15
Exons: 4
Coding region: 341-733 (130 amino acids)
Biological process (GO): MAPK cascade; regulation of apoptotic process
Molecular function (GO): protein binding
Source: RefSeq, a predicted model, not a curated record
UCCACGCUGGCUAGCCGGUUUUGCGCUCCUUUUUGGUAGAGAGCAGUCACGACCAUCCUCGCUCCGUGCGUGCGCGUCCACGUCACGGCCUCAGUUCCCACGCCGAGGACCCCUGCCUCCUGUCCUCCCCCGUUUAGCUCCUUAUCGCAUCACAGUGACAUCGAGCCACUGGACUUUUGCCUUUUUUCCCCCCUCUGUCCAACGAGACUGACCCGUUUCCGGCUCCGAUUCGAGCUCCACUCCGCCAUCAAAUUUCUUCCGACGUCCAAGCUUCCUCGCUGCGACGCUUGGCCGCGCGCGAGAUCCCAAUCGUGGUCGGUUGCGUCGUGUGGCUCGGAAGAUGGCCGAGUACAGCUCUCUGCUCAGCGACCUGUCGGACAACAUCACAAACGAGGACCUGGAGCAGCUCAAGUCGGCUUGCAAGGAGGACAUCCCCGAGGAGCACAGCGACGCCAUCACCUCCUGCAAGGAGUGGUUCAGCUACCUGGAGAAGAACGACAAGCUGGCCCACGACAACCUGUCGUACAUGGAGCACAUUUUUGAGAUCUCUCGGCGCCCCGACCUCCUGACCCGCGUGAUCGAGUAUCGCACCACCGUGCUCAAAAUCGAUGAGGAUGACGAGAUCGACACCAAGCUCACGCGCAUCCCCUCGGCCAAGAAAUACAAAGACAUCAUCCGUCAGCCAUCCGAAGAUGAGAUCAUCAAGUUGGCUCCUCCCCCCAAAAAGGCAUAAAGUUGGCCACCAGUCACUUGCUCCAGUCACCGCGCUGGCUGACACGCAGCUCUUAUACCCACACACACACGCACACACACACAUACGUAACCAAACUGACAACAUAUUUGUACUCUCCUGACAUGGAUUCUGUUUGUUAAUAUUUGACGAUUCUGCCCGGCGUUUGGAUGUUUUGCCCCCCCCCCCCCCACCUCCGCCCCCCAAAUAGCUCGCAUCCAACAGGAGCGACGCAAACUAACUUUUAGUGCACUAAGUUCGUAUGUCUGUCUUGUCGAGAGAAUUGAAAGUUGAACUCACACUGUGCCCCCACCCCCACCCCCACUCCUCUCCUCCCUCCACCCCUCCUGCCUUUGCCUUGGCAUUUAAAACACCUGCUGGUUGUGCAACGUGUUCCCGUUUCCUCCUUCUUCCUUUCAUCUCUUUUUGUCAUUGUUGUUUUGGCCGCCAGGUAUGGCAUUGUUAGCGCUUAUCACAGCUGGAAAUGUCCACAAAGUCUCUUUACAAUUCUAAAAAUGUGUUAGAAAGCAGUUGGAGAGAUAUAUUAACCAGGUCGCUUCUAUGCACUACUCUGCGUAAAUGAAGCAGAGCCACAAAUGAAUAAUUCCCACUUUUCCAACAAUUCCACAUUUUCCACCCAAGCAUACGCCC